CCACGUUGGCCCGUGCAGUGUUUCGCAAAUAUACUUCUCGUCCGGAGCGUUGUCUUUGGACUCGCAUGGCGCAAUCUAAGAAGCUGAUAAGUCGAACCCCUGGGGACACUACAGAUUCUGGCGACGGAGGUGUCGCACAAUAAUGUCCGUUACAUUUGGGCAGAUGCAGCAGCUUCUCUAUCAGCAGCAGCUACAGUUCGAGAAAUCAAAGAGACAAUUGCUCGCGUUAUUUGCGCAGAAGUUGGACGUUCAAUCUGAGCCCCAAUCUGCUGGCACACGAUCUUCAGUAGACGCGGUCACGACAGCAAUCACAGAGUUCGUUUUCGAUGAAUCAAACGGAGUAACUUUUGAUUCCGUGUUCAAGAAAUAUGAAGAUCUUUUCCGCGUUGAGUUGGUGGCGCAACCUGAUACAUACAAAGUUCGGUUGUUGAUGCGUAAACUUGGUGCAGUUGAGCAUGAAGGUUAUACCAAUUUUGUGUUGCUAAAGAAUCUAAGAGAGUUCCGCUUCGAUGAGACUGUGCAGAUUCUGACGUCCAUUUUCGG
This is a messenger RNA of Dicrocoelium dendriticum, 543 nucleotides long. The record is from the annotation of a GenBank genome assembly. NCBI's taxonomy places the organism in Eukaryota, Metazoa, Platyhelminthes, Trematoda, Plagiorchiida, Dicrocoeliidae.